Molecule: messenger RNA, 885 nt
Organism: Miscanthus lutarioriparius
Lineage: Eukaryota; Viridiplantae; Streptophyta; Magnoliopsida; Poales; Poaceae
Source: the annotation of a GenBank genome assembly
AUGGCCAUGGCCAUAGACGUGCAACGAGCCGAGCAGUCCACAUCCACGGUUGCAGCCACCAGCAGUCCCAUAAAGAGCAUCAUCGCCACCAGCAACGGCGGCCUCGUCAGCUCGCACCAGGACGGCAAGAUCAGAGUGUGGCAUUGCGGCCGGAGGGACGGGAGCAGCCGCAGCGACCACCUCGCCCUGCGCCUGCGCGCCGUCCUGCCGACCGCCGCGGACUGCCUGCGCACGUUCCUGUUCCCGAGCAACUACGUGGAGGUCCGGCGGCGGCACCGGAGGCGGCGCACCUGGGUGCACCACAUCGACGCGGUCAACGCGCUCGUGCUGUCCCCGGACGGCGCGGAGAUGUACUCCGUGUCGUGGGACCAGAGCCUCAAGGCGUGGCGGCUGAUGCGGAGCCUCCGCUGCGUCGAGUCCGUCGCGUCCGCACACGAUGACGCCAUCAACGCCGUGGCCGUGUCGGGUGACGGGCACGUGUACACCGGCUCGGCCGACAGGACGAUCAGGGCGUGGAGGCGCCGCCAGCCGGGGCGCGGGGGGAAGCUCGCGCUGGUCGCCACCAUGGAGCGCCACAAGGCGGCGGUGAACGCGCUGGCGCUGGGCGCCGACGGACAGGUGCUCUACUCCGGCACGUGCGACAAGACGGUCAUCGUGUGGGAGCGUGCGGGAGAGAGCGUGGCCGCCGCCGACGCUCAGGGGCCACACGGGUGCCGUACACUGCCUGGCCGCCGCCGGGAAAGUGGUGUGAAGUGGCUCGGCGGACAGGACGGUGAGGGUGUGGAGGAGAGGGGCGACAGCGGCGGCGCAGGCGGCGAGCUACACCUGUCUCGCCGUGCUGGAAGGACAUGCUGGAGCAGUGAAGAGCUUGGCGUUGGUGAAUAA